Messenger RNA from Erythranthe guttata (spotted monkey flower), 2031 nucleotides. RefSeq lists its product as uncharacterized. Lineage: Eukaryota; Viridiplantae; Streptophyta; Magnoliopsida; Lamiales; Phrymaceae. The record is from RefSeq and is a predicted model, not a curated record.
UAUCAUUAAUGUGGCACAUACUUGCGGAACGAACACGAAAGAUAAUGAGUAUUGUAAUAUAUACUUCUCCCUGCUAGACUGUUACAUUCAUGCUCUCUCUCUCUCUCUCUCUCUCUCUCUCUCUCUCUCUCUCUCUCAUAUAUAAAUCAGUGCGCGCGCACUACUACAAAGAGUUGAAUGUGUAUAAAUAAACUGUUCUUCUCUUGAGAUAAAUAUGAAUAGCAGAAGAAGUAAAUGAAAUUCAUUUGGGGAAUUGGGAGAAACUUCCCAAGAACUGCUAAAAAGUAGUCUGUUAGCUCUCCAUUUUUGUAGGGCUCAUUCACCAAUCAACCGCACCGUUUUUGGGAGGGAGUGAGUAAAGAUGACUACUACCAGAGCACGGAUGAGUUUGCAGCCCAUCAAGCCUGAUCAUGGAAAUCAGGAGAAAGUGGAAAAAAUGCAGAGUAGCUGGAUAAUGGAUGCUCAUAAACCAAGUGCGAGCCGUCGUAAUCGAAGUUCGAUUAGAGAUCGAAAGAUGGCAUUGCAACAAGAUGUUGAUAAGUUAAAGAAAAGACUUAGACACGAAGAAAAUGUUCACAGAGCUCUCGAGAGAGCCUUUACUAGACCGCCCGGAGCUCUUCCUCGUCUCCCUCCGUAUCUUCCGGCUCACACACUCGAGCUUGUAGCUGAAGUGGCUGUUUUGGAAGAAGAAGUUGUUCGCCUCGAAGAAAAAGUAGUUCAUUUCAGACAAGGACUAUAUCAAGAAGCUGUCUACAUUUCUUCGUCCAAGAAGAAUAUCGAUAAUUCAGCUGAUUUUUGUCAAAUUAAACCGAAGCAAUCCAAGUCAUCACUUUUACCUUCUCUUUCAGAUGAAAUGAGAGAAAAAGAGAACCGAUCAAGCACCGAUUCCUCGAAGAACAAACAACUAUCACCAAAUUUAAAAGUACAACCGGUAGAAACUCCCGUGAAAAAGCAUCCCACUAAACGCAGAUCGGUUGUAUUACAGUUGGAAAAGCGAGUAACGGAGGAUGGUAGUUCAGAAGGGAAGAAUAUUCCGGAUCAUGAGGAAAUAUCGUUAAUAGACGAGAAUCCAAACAGAAUAUCCGAGAGCAUUUUGAAAUGUUUAAUGAACAUAUUUUCAAGAAUGAGCUCCAAAAAUAAUCGGAUAAUAUCUUUUGAUAGUGAUCCUUAUAAUUUGUGUUCCAUGUUCGGUACGAGAGAUAUUGGUCCGUAUAAGCAUUUAUCUUCAAUUGGCUCGGACUCUAUUGAUCGAGACCGAACAACCAUAUCCAUAUUUCUUGUUCAAAGAUUAAAGAAUCUGUUUCGGAGACUUGCAAGAAUUAGCUUCAAGGGACUAAGCCAUCACGAGAAGCUUGCCUUUUGGAUAAACGUUUACAAUUCGUGCAUGAUGAAUGCAUUUAUCGAGUACGGCGUUCCAGAGUGUCCCGAACGGGUUGUUGAGCUGAUGCAAAUGGCAACGGUAAAUGUCGGUGGGCACAUUCUAAAUGCAAUAACCAUCGAGCAUUUCAUAUUGAGACUGCCUUAUCACUCGAAAUAUACUUUCUCGAAAGCCACGGAGUACCAAGAGAUGAUGACACGUGGCAUUCUCGGAUUGGAAUUAUCCGAACCGUUGGUUACAUUUGCUCUCUCUUGUGGAAGCUGGUCAUCCCCUGCUGUUCGAGUUUACACUGCAUCUCGAGUUGAAAACGAGCUCGAAACUGCAAAGAGAGAGUACUUACAAGCAGCAAUCGGCAUUUCGAACAUUAAAGAAUCUAUAGCAAUACCGAAGUUAUUGGAUUGGUACAUGCUCGAUUUCGCCAAGGAUUUCGAUUCGUUGAUGGAUUGGAUAUGUCAUCAACUACCAACCGAACUUGGAAAAGAAGCAAUGAAAUGCGUGCAAUCUUUUCGGAUAAUGCCUUAUGAAUUUAGGUUUAGGUACCUUUUACACACGUGAAUAAGGUUUAGUUCUUGUUCGUUUCGUCGCGAUAAAUUUCCGCCCUUUUUCUUGGAGUUCGAUUUUCUUCAACAUAGAUAUAGAUAUAUGUAAAAAAA